Molecule: messenger RNA, 1023 nt
Organism: Antrostomus carolinensis (chuck-will's-widow)
Lineage: Eukaryota; Metazoa; Chordata; Aves; Caprimulgiformes; Caprimulgidae
Product: atrial natriuretic peptide receptor 2
Exons: 8
Coding region: 1-1023 (340 amino acids)
Biological process (GO): cGMP biosynthetic process; receptor guanylyl cyclase signaling pathway; intracellular signal transduction
Cellular component (GO): plasma membrane
Molecular function (GO): guanylate cyclase activity; peptide receptor activity; adenylate cyclase activity
Source: RefSeq, a predicted model, not a curated record
AUGGAGGACAAGCAACUCAAAGGUGAAUUUGUGUCCAUUGAAGCCUUGGUAAAGGAACUGCAUUAUGUACAGAGCUGCCUGCUGCAGAAGGGACAGGAAAAGUUCAUCAAGAAAUCUAAAGAAAUCCUGUCCACAAUGAGCCUUAAGAUCAGUCUGUUAGUGAUAGCCUGCCUCAUUUACCCCAUCAUCCUGAUGUCCUUCAAGCAAAUGACAGAUUGGAUACAGAAUUAUGCCAGGAACCUCAAGGAAAAGACAGAGGACUUGAAAAGGGAGAGGCAGCUAGCUGAGGACCUCUUACACCAGAUGUUGCCAAAGUCUGUGGCCAAGCAGCUAAGGAAAUGCCAAAAAGUUGAGGCAGAAAACUAUGAUCAGGUGACUAUCUUUUUCUCGGAUAUCGUGGGGUUCACCAGCAUUGCUGCCUCCUGUACUCCCUUGCAAGUUGUUGAGAUGCUCAACAAUCUGUACGUCUGCUUUGACGGCAGGAUCGAGUCUUACGAUGUUUACAAGGUGGAAACCAUUGGUGAUGCCUACAUGGUAGUGAGUGGCCUGCCAGAAAGGAAUGGCACCAAACACGCUGACGAGAUUGCCAAAAUGUCUCUGGAUCUGGUGGCAGCAGUUCGUCAGGUUGUGAUCCCUCACAUGCCAAUGGGCAGAUUGCAGCUGCGGGCUGGGAUACACACAGGACCCUGUGUAGCUGGAGUUGUGGGGUACAAAAUGCCUCGGUACUGCCUUUUUGGGGACACUGUAAACACAGCCUCUCGCAUGGAAUCCACCAGCUUGCCACAGAAGAUCCACAUCAGUUCUGCUACGUAUGAUGCCCUUCUCACAGAUGAUGCAUAUGAAAUUGAGCUGAGAGGAGAAAUUGAAGUCAAGGGCAAAGGGAAAAUGAAAACCUACUGGCUUCUUGGUAACAAGAAUUACAGUGUCCAAAAUGACAGCCUGGUGUGUCACUGGAAUCCAGCAAUCUCUAAGAGAAAGAAGAUGGAAAGUAGCCAAGGAUCUGUCCAACAAAGAUACAAAUGA